Messenger RNA from Eimeria tenella, 1623 nucleotides. RefSeq names its product nucleolar protein 5A, putative. The record is from RefSeq and is a predicted model, not a curated record. The transcript is spliced from 6 exons. NCBI's taxonomy places the organism in Eukaryota, Apicomplexa, Conoidasida, Eucoccidiorida, Eimeriidae. Gene Ontology annotation, cellular component: small-subunit processome; box C/D methylation guide snoRNP complex. The coding region runs from base 1 to 1623 and encodes 540 amino acids. Gene Ontology annotation, molecular function: snoRNA binding.
AUGUCGAGCGAGGUGUUCCUGCUGUUCGAGGCGGCGCCGGGGCUGCUGCUGCUGCGCGUGAAGGAGUGGGACAGCAUUGCGCAGGACACUGACGCAGUGCAGGAGGCGUGUGGAGACGCGCAGCGUUUCAAACAGUUGGUGUCUUGCGAAGCCUUUUACCCCUUUACAGACGCAGCAGAGGCUCUCGAGACGCUGGUGGGGGUGGCGGGGGGCACUGUGCCUCCGUGCAUGCAGAAGUUUCUCGAGCUGCACAUGCCUGCUGCUGUGCGGGGGGCCGGGGGCGGCAAGAAGAAGAAAGCAGCUGCAGCGGGGGGUGCUGGGGAGUGCUGCUUGGGGGUUUGCGAUCCCGCUCUCGGGAAGUCUCUCGGAGAUCUCGGAUUCAACAUCUUGUACAACCCCACGAUGCUGGAGCUGCACAGGGGAGUGCGCAUGCACCUGCAGGCGCUGGCGAAGCCCCUCAAGUCUUUGCCGCUCACCAAGUUUCAAGUCGGGCUGGGCCACAGCUACAGCCGCGAGCUCAUGCAAGUGGACCCCCGCAAGCAAGACAAGCCCAUUAUGCAGUCCAUUGCCCUUAUUGACUCGCUAGAUAAAACUAUUAACACUUUUGCAAUGAAACUCAAGGAGUGGUACGGCUGGCACUUCCCAGAACUCGUCAAGAUCGUCCCGGACACCGAGGCCUACUGCAAAGUCGUCUUGGUGGUCAAGCAGAAAGAAGAAUUCAACCAAGAGGAGGGCGGGGAGGAACUGCUGGCUGCUGUGGGCAACAGCGAGGAAGUGGCAGCAGAAGUUGUGGCCUCCAUGAAACACUCGAUGGGCCAGGAAAUAUCUGCAGAGGAUUUCGCAAACAUCGAAAGAUUUGCACAACAGGUGCUGCGGCUGUGCGAGCAGCGGCGGUCGCUGCAGGAGUACCUGAGCAGCAAAAUGGAUGUGGUGUCGCCCAAUUUGAAGGCAGUUGUGGGCGAAGUGUUGGGGGCUCGGCUUAUAUCGCAUGCAGGGGCUUUAGUGUCGCUCGCCAAGUACCCAGCCUCUACAAUUCAGAUUCUCGGGGCGGAGAAGGCUUUAUUCAGAGCCUUAAAGGCACGCAGCGGCCGCACCCCCAAAUACGGUCUUUUAUUCCACUCCUCUUUUAUUGGCAGAGUGCAGCAGCAGAAGCACAGAGGCAGAAUGAGCAGGUAUCUGGCCUCCAAGUGCGCCCUGGCCGCCCGCAUUGAUGCCUUCAGCGAUGAAGCAGAUCAGCCAGCUGGGGACCAGCCGCGGCAGCAUGUCUUUGGCGACAAACUGAGAGAGCAGCUUGAAGAAAGGCUCAAAUACUUGUCCGACGGCAUAGUGCCUCGAAAGAACCUGGAUGUGAUGAGGGAGGCAGCAGCAGAAGUGGAAUCCCAACGCGCUGCUGAGGCGAAGGCUCUGAAGAAGGCCAAAAAGAAGAAGGCCAAAGAAGAAGCAGCAGCAGCAGCAGCAGCAGCAGCGGAGAAUGGGGAAGAGGCCGAGGAAGAGGAAGUGCCGAAGAAGAAAAAGAGGCAUGCAGAGCAAGAAGCUGUGGAGGCUGAGGCGGCAGAGCCGGCGGUAGAAAUUAAGAAAAAGAAAAAGCACAAGAAGCAUGCAGAAGUAGAAGCAGCAGCCUAA